Molecule: messenger RNA, 687 nt
Organism: Hydatigera taeniaeformis
Lineage: Eukaryota; Metazoa; Platyhelminthes; Cestoda; Cyclophyllidea; Taeniidae
Source: the annotation of a GenBank genome assembly
AUGGAAGAAAGGGAUACGGGCCUCAUUGAGAGUACCCUGGAUCAGCAAGCUUUCGCUAGGGGUCUUCGGCAUGAAGACUUAUCAAACAUCUUGCUUACGCAACAUAACUUGCUUUCUCGCCUAGAAAAGACUAAUGCAAUGUUGCAAACGUUAAAUGAACUUUCAAAUCAUCGGCUGGAUUUACUUGCUAGUCAGUUGCGAGCGAACACUCGACUUCUGAUUUCAAUGAAACGCGAACUGGUUACGAUUCUUAGGAGAGCUGAGUCAAUGAAGAAAACUCUUAUGAAUCAAUACCCGCCUGAGUACGAGCUAGCUUCUGGUACUAUUGAGAGUUCCUGGAAAGCCGAACUAGAGGCUGAGUCCAGGCCAUCUUCUGAUGUUCAACCUUCCACUCUCUUCCACCCUAUGAUCCCCCUUACUGACAUUGCACUCUCCGCCUUUUCGGAUCUGAUUUUAUUUGAUGUUUUGUUUCUCCUUGUCGCUCUGGUGAGCAUAUGGGUGAGGCAGCAAACAGCUGAUGUGAGAUCCUAUUGUUUUGGAUAUGAUCGAUUCGAAGUGAUUGCUGUUUUUGCAUCAACCAUUUUAUCGAUCCUCUCAUCAUUCUAUCUUCUGAAGGAAGCCGUAGAACGCCUUUUUGAUCCCGUUGUGGUGGCUGUUGAAUAUAUGCCUUGGGCAACUCUAGUUUGU